AUGACAACCUACGACAUCCCAACCGAGCAAUGGGCCCAAGUAGUCGAAGCCCCCGGCGGCCCCGCCGUCUACAAGAAAAUCCCCGUCCCCUCCCCUGGCCCAGAUGAGGUCCUCAUCAACGUAAAGUACUCCGGCGUCUGCCACACCGACCUCCACGCCAUGAAGGGUGACUGGCCAAUCCCCACUAAAAUCCCCCUCGUCGGCGGCCAUGAAGGCGCCGGCAUCGUCGUGAAAAAAGGCUCCCUAGUCGCCGACGACAUCAAGCUAGGCGACGCAGCAGGCAUCAAAUGGCUCAACGGCUCGUGCCUCUCCUGCUCCUUUUGCCAACAAUCUGACGAGCCCCUCUGCCAGUCUGCCCUCUUGUCGGGGUACACGGUCGACGGGUCGUUCCAGCAGUAUGCCAUCGCCAAGGCUGCGCACAUCGCGCGGAUUCCUGAGGGUGUUGAUCUUGAGGAGGUGGCUCCUGUGCUCUGCGCCGGGAUUACGGUAUACAAGGGAUUAAAGGAAUCAGGAGUGAGACCAGGCCAGUGGGUUGCUGUUGUUGGAGCGGGUGGCGGGUUGGGGAGUAUGGCGGUGCAAUACGCCAAGGCUAUGGGAGUGCAUGUUAUUGGGAUUGAUGGCGGGAAUGAAAAGGGGGAGAGUGUCAAGAAACUGGGGGGGAGUGCCUACGUUGAUUUUAUGGCGUCCAAGGAUUUGGUUGAGGAGGUCAAAGCUGCGACGCCCGAUGGGUUGGGGCCGCAUGCUGUGUUGUUGUUGGCUGUGUCGGAGAAGCCGUUCCAGCAGGCGACCGAGUAUGUCAGGAGUAGGGGGGCAGUUGUUUGCAUUGGGUUGCCUGCGGGGGCGUAUCUCAAGGCGCCUGUGUUUGAUACCGUGCUUAGGAUGAUUACUAUCAAGGGGAGCUACGUGGGCAACAGGCAGGAUACGGCCGAGGCGUUGGACUUCUUCCAGAGGGGUUUGAUCAAGGUGCCGUAUAAGACUGUUGGGUUGAGCCAGCUGGGCGAGGUGUACCAGAUGAUGGAGGAGGGCAAGAUUGUGGGGAGGUAUGUGGUUGAUACUAGCAAGUAG
Messenger RNA from Podospora anserina S mat+, 1065 nucleotides. RefSeq lists its product as uncharacterized. The transcript is spliced from 3 exons. NCBI's taxonomy places the organism in Eukaryota, Fungi, Ascomycota, Sordariomycetes, Sordariales, Podosporaceae. Gene Ontology annotation, molecular function: zinc ion binding; oxidoreductase activity. The record is from RefSeq and is a predicted model, not a curated record. Bases 1 to 1065 code for a protein of 354 amino acids.